AAGCAAAAGAGGGUUUUUGGGGAAUCUCAGUGUGGUGUUUAGGAAGAAUCGCAAUGUCGCGAUUUUUGUGUCUUCUCUUUGUGGCUUUUUUGGGCUUCUUCGCGGUAGUUUUAACUGCGGAAAAUUGUGCAGAAAAUUCAGAGAGAUGCAGAAAGAUCACUGAUGAAGAGGCAAUGCAUCCACGGCUUACGCGUCCUUUCAUUUCACGCUCUGUGAGUUAUCCGUGGGAACGAACUUCGGAGUAUUGGAAUGAUCUGGGGUAUCAGCAUGUGGUUAAUAAAGUCAAUCGCCGGUUCAAUAGGAACCGUGCAAGGAAUAUUGUCUUCUUUAUUGGAGAUGGGAUGAGUAUUCCAACGUAUUUUGCUGCAAGAAUGGCCUUAGGGGGUGAAGAGCAGGAGCUUUCGUGGGAAAAGUUCCCCUAUUCAGGACUCGCAAAGACCUACUGUGUGGACGCCCAGGUGGCUGACUCAGCCUGCACAGGAACAGCCUACUGGACAGGAGUCAAGACGAACUUCAUGACUCUGGGGGUGAAUGCAAAGGUCACAAUGAGCGACUGCACAGCCUCAAAUGACCCAUCCACCCACACAGAAUCCCUCGCAAAAUGGGCUCUCGAUGCGGGGAAAUCUGUGGGAAUUGUUACAACCACAACAGUCACACAUGCAUCCCCAGCAGCAGGAUAUGCUCACAUUUCUGAUCGAAUGUGGGAGGAUGACUUUGUUGUGCGUCGGAGUGGAUGUGAUCCCAACCAGGUGAUGGACAUUGCCCAACAGCUUGUCCAUGGGCCAGUUGGGAAGCAAAUCAGCGUGAUUCUGGGUGGUGGUCGAGGACACUUCCGGGACUCAAAAAUUCCCGAUGAAGAAGGCGGCUUUGGCUUCCGCAACGAUUCACGAGAUUUGAUCUAUGAAUGGCUCAAUGAUGGCAAACGCAACAAGAAGUACGUCUGGAAUCGCAAUGAUCUCCUAAAUCUACCCUCAAAUACCGAACACGUGAUGGGGCUGUUUGAAAGCUCCCACAUGCAAUUCUAUCUGGAGAGUCAGGAGCGUGGAAGUCAGAACACAGAGCCAACAUUGGAGGAAAUGACGCGAUCUGCAAUAAAUGUGCUGAAGAAGAAUAAAAAUGGAUUCUUCCUGUUUGUUGAGGGUGGAAAAAUAGAUCAUGGACAUCAUUUUACUCAGGCAAGAGCAGCGGUUUCGGAAACAAUUGAACUGCACAAGGCUGUUCAAGCUGCCAGGAAUAUGCUAAGUGAGGAUGAUACUCUGAUUGUUGUGUCUUCUGAUCAUGCCCACACGAUGUCCAUUGCAGGAUAUCCGACAAGAGGAAGAGACAUAUUUGGUACAGUUGACCGUACUAUUGAAGGAACAGGUAGCCUGUCAUCAAAUGCAAAAGAUGGUAUGCCCUACAUGACGCUAAACUAUGCAAAUGGGCCAAUUACGUCAACACAGUUCAAACAAGGAGAACGCGUUAAUCCAGCUACGUCAGACUACAGCAAAUGGUCAUCAAUGUUCCCCUUCUAUGUGCCAGGUGAUAUUGAAACGCACGCAGGUGACGACGUGUGUGUGUUCGCAUCAGGCCCACAUGCACACCUCUUCACGGGCACGAUGGAACAGAGCUACCUGCCACACUUGAUGGCAUACGCCGCCAGCAUGGGAAGAGGUCCCCGGAGUUAAGACAAAAACAACUUUAAUGAGCCGCAUGAGGCACUCAAAAGACACUGUAUGCUUAAUAAAUGACUCUGUUAUCAAUUAA
Molecule: messenger RNA, 1746 nt
Organism: Lutzomyia longipalpis
Lineage: Eukaryota; Metazoa; Arthropoda; Insecta; Diptera; Psychodidae
Product: membrane-bound alkaline phosphatase-like
Exons: 2
Coding region: 54-1667 (537 amino acids)
Biological process (GO): dephosphorylation
Molecular function (GO): alkaline phosphatase activity
Source: RefSeq, a predicted model, not a curated record